AUGUCGCAACCAGAGUUUGUUUCUGAGACCGCCAAGAGAUCGUGGUUCCACCAAUUAAAACUUUCAUCGUCUCCCUUCGCAUCUCCUCAUAUAUCUCUUAUCUUCAGGGAAUCUGUUUUGUCUGGUCUCUGUGUCUGUUCAUCUACUAUUGCUCGCGGCAACCAGAGAGAACGAGACCGUGAAAGAGCUCAAGCUAGGGGUAAUCACAAGCCUAAGCAACCUAAGAACGAUGGAUUAACCCCUGAACAACGCCGCGAAAGAGAUGCGAGAGCACUGCAAGAGAAGGCUGCCAGAAAGGCAGGACAAUCAAUGGGAGAAGGGAACCAUGACCAUUUCCUUUGCGUUGGAGGUAAAAUCAAGAAUUAAGAAGCGAUACAUGUGGGUUUGAUCAUCUGAGUCGAUUUUAUUUUAUAUUGUGAUUAUUAAUUAUUGCCGGUUUGCGUCCAUGGUUAACCAGUGGUUACUGGAAAAAUUCCAUAAAUGAAAAUAUGUAAUUCUUCAUUGAAUACAUGUCUUUCUUGUUGAACACAUGUGUUUUUUUCCUUGAACAUAUAUGAUUAUUUUACACUGACAUAUUUUGGUAUC
Molecule: messenger RNA, 585 nt
Organism: Brassica rapa (field mustard)
Lineage: Eukaryota; Viridiplantae; Streptophyta; Magnoliopsida; Brassicales; Brassicaceae
Source: RefSeq, a predicted model, not a curated record